AUGAACUCUACUCGGAACGGAAAAUUGAACAGCAAAAAUCUGCAUCGAUCAAAGCGAUUCCCCGACUCACGACAGGAACUCGCGAUCAUGCUCAUCCCUAAAGCCGACAGAAAGAAGAUUCACGAGUAUCUCUUCCGUGAGGGAGUUCUCACGGCGAAGAAAGAUUUCAACCUCCCAAAGCACAAUGAGAUUGACACCAAGAACCUCUAUGUCGUCAAGGCAUGCCAGUCUCUAACGUCUCGCGGCUACCUGAAGACCCAAUUUUCUUGGCAGUGGUAUUAUUACACUCUCACUCCCGAAGGUCUUGAUUAUCUCCGCGAAUGGCUUCAUCUACCCGCCGAGAUCGUGCCCGCUACCCACAUCAAGCAACAGCGUUCUCACGCUCCUCCCAAGGGAAUGAUGGGUGGUGACGACCGUGAGCGUCGCCCUGGUGGACGUGGCGGACCUCGUGGUGAUCGCGGCGACCGUGGAGACCGUGAAGGCGGAUACCGAAGACGUGAAAUGGGAGACGCAAAGGAAGGUGGUGCUCCUGGCGAAUUCGCCCCCUCAUUCCGCGGCGGUUUUGGCAGGGGGCGUGGUGCUCCUGCCUCUUAA
Molecule: messenger RNA, 594 nt
Organism: Letharia columbiana
Lineage: Eukaryota; Fungi; Ascomycota; Lecanoromycetes; Lecanorales; Parmeliaceae
Exons: 6
Coding region: 1-594 (197 amino acids)
Cellular component (GO): cytosolic small ribosomal subunit
Molecular function (GO): structural constituent of ribosome; RNA binding
Source: RefSeq, a predicted model, not a curated record